CUAAAACUCCUUUGUUCCCCUUCUCUUCUUUAUCCAGCCAGAAAUGAGCAAAAGGCAUACGGGGUCGCUUCGGAUCAAUAACGUUUUCUCCCGACACACCCCAAGAUACCCAAGUCCGAGAAGCUUUUCUACGGCGAGUCCCCGGCAAGAUGCGGCGUCAAAGGCAAAUGAUAAUGACAGGGCAUCAAAGCCUCAAGAUGAACCCCAAGAAGACAGUGCCAUGAGGCGAAGGCUAUCUGAAAUGACAGAACAAGCUAUGCUAGAGGGUGGUCGGUCUGCGCGCAGAAACCUACAGCAAGCGGGGUUCUCGGAGGAGCUCAAGAAACAGCUUGAGGAGAGAGUCGCAGCAGCGUCGUUCAAGAGCGAGCAUGCGGCCGCCCACUCUGUUGUCGAUAUGCCAGCAAGCGCAGGUCAAGGCACUCGAGAGAUCGCUGGAGCAACACCCUGGACUGGCUCGGAGAGUGUUCACGACGUGACCCUACGCAUGCUUGAUGGCUCUAAGAAACCGUUGCGCACGCCGUAUAAAAUCCCUCAACCCGGUCCCAUCGAUACUCGACUCAGCCCCAAGCCCAACCCAUCACCGGGUAUCCGACUCGCAGAUGCACGAGAACGCACAGCCACAUACACAUUAAGCCAAAGCCCAGGGGUGUCCGAGGACGAACGAGAAGCGAUGCGACGGGAGAUGCGGGAAAGAUUCACACCGGGAUCCCGGCCAAUGCCGGCCACGCUACAAGGAUUAGCUUCGCUUGCGAACGAGCGAAUCGAGGAUGCUAUCGCGCGCGGCCAAUUCGAUAGGAUCAAACGAGGAAAGGGUGUAAACAUCCACACGGACCAUAAUGCGAAUAGUGCAUUUAUCGAUACAACGGAGUACUUCAUGAACAAGAUCAUUCAGAAGCAGGAGAUCGUCCCACCUUGGAUAGAAAAGCAACAGGAGCUUUCAAGAGAAAUCGAUCGAUUCCGCCAGCGGAUAAGAACCGAAUGGAGGCGACAUGCUGCCAGACUGAUCGCCAGCCAGGGCGGGUCAUUAGGAGCACAAAUGCGCCGGGCCCAGGCAUACGCCGCCGCCGAAGCCAGGAGAGCCAGGAGAGCCAAGAUCGAGCAAGCUUUCCGAGAUACAGACGAAACCUCUGUGUGCGACCUGAACCCGCAGUGCCAGACAUCCGCUGAAGAGGAUCUCGAUCAAGUAUCCCCUCUACGGGACCCGCAGUACACCGCAAUCGAACGCUCGUUCUAUGAGCUCUCAGUAAAGAGUAUCAACGAUCUUGCGCGCUCCUACAACCUGCAAGCGCCACCGGUUGCGCAAAAACCGUAUCUCAACCUUGAGCGGGAACUCGCCGCUUGCUAUCUUGACGUUGCCCCUUCUUUAGCGGAGGAAAUCAAGCGGCGUGCGAGUGAACGAGCUCGUGCUCCGCCGUCCAUUGGGACGAAAGCCAGUAGCGUCCUUGAUGCGUUAAGCACAUCCCAGACUACGCAGGUAUACGAGGAGGACCAAUCAAAGGGCUACGGAUUCAAGGAGUUCUGGCAAGAUUUGUUCUCCAAACAGUAAGAACCGAUAUUAGACCAUUCACUGUGUACAUAUAUAUGAGCAAGAAAGUUAAUAGAAAGGCAUUCCAAUCUGC
This is a messenger RNA of Aspergillus ochraceoroseus IBT 24754, 1619 nucleotides long. RefSeq names its product DnaJ family domain-containing protein. The transcript has 2 exons. Lineage: Eukaryota; Fungi; Ascomycota; Eurotiomycetes; Eurotiales; Aspergillaceae. The record is from RefSeq and is a predicted model, not a curated record. Bases 44 to 1546 code for a protein of 500 amino acids.